UGAUGGCCAAAGGGGUCGCAUGACAAAAGACAGAACCCCAGCAAGUCACAUGGGGCCUGAGGCACUGGGCGAAGAGCCAGGGGAUCACAGGUCGGCCGCUCCCUCGCCCAUCAAUUCUCCCCUUAGACAUUAAGCUGUCUCUUCAAUGGCUUUCAACAUUGAUGAAGCAAACCCAAAAAUCAUCAAGGGGGAGGAAAAGGAUUUCUUUGGAUACAAAGUCCUGCAAUUCAUAUCUGGCAAGGAGAAAGGGGUAAUGGUCAGUGCUCCAUAUCAGAAGAACGGAUCUGGUGGAAUCUGUAGAUGUGCUCUAGACAGAACAGACUGUACAGACUGUUACACUCCUCAAGAAACUGACACAAUCAAGUACAUUGGACUGUCUAUGGCUGGACAAUCUACUUCUCCUCCAACAUUCACUGCCUGCAGCCCUGGUCUGGCACACGAGUGUGAUGGGAACUCCUAUCUGAACAGUAUCUGUUAUCAGUUCAACAGCCAGCUCCAGAUCACCUCGAACUUCACACCUGCCUUCCAAGAAUGUACUAAGAAAAUAGUGGACCUCGUUUUCCUCUUUGACGGAUCAGGAAGCAUGACAACGGAGGAAUUUGAUAAGAGCAAAGGUUUCAUAGACAAUAUCAUGACAACCCUAAAAAACUCCUCAAUCAAGUUUGCAGCAGUUCAGUUCUCAUCAAGAUCCAGGACUGUUUUCAACUUCAAUGACUACAAAGAGGGGAGAGCCUUGACUAAUCUUUGGAAAGAAAAGCACAUGUCUAGUCUAACCAACACACAUCAGGCGAUAGACUUUCUUUUGAAAAACAUUUUUGAAAACCAAGCCGCCGGCGCCACCGCAGAUGCAACUAAAGUACUGGUCAUAAUAACAGAUGGAGAUCCCAGUGAUACUGAUAAAAGGUUUAAUUCUAUCAACAGAAGUGAUGACAAAAACAUCAUCCGUUUCGUUAUUGGGGUCAAGAAUGUCGAUUUGACGAAACUAAAGUCACUAGCAUCAGAGCCAAAAGAGAACAACACUUUCCUCAUCCAGGACUACAACGGACUAAAAGGAAUCCUAGACAACUUACAAAAAAAGAUCUUCAACAUUGAAGGUUCCAAGACUGCUCUGGCUGGAAACUUGACGAAAGAGAUGUCUCAGAGUGGGUUCAGUGCUGUCUACGUUAAUAAGGACACCUUGGUUUUGGGCUCAGUGGGAUCAAACAACUGGCGUGGAUCCCUCUUUGAGACUGAGGGUCAGAGAUCAGAGGAAAGGGAAAUUCAGGACCCCACAUUGGACAAAGACUCCUAUAUGGGAUACUCUGUAGCUGUUGGGAAGAAGAACGAGAACCUUCUAUAUUUUACCGGAGCACCAAGAUCUGAACACAUGGGACAGAUCCUACUUUUCAACAAGGUUAACAACAACUGGACUGUGGCACAAAGAUUGUCUGGAGAACAGAUGGGCUCCUACUUUGGGGCAGAGCUGUGUUCUGUGGACAUAGACUCAGACGGCAACACAGACUUCCUCCUGGUCGGUGCACCAAUGUUUCACCAACCACCGAGAGAGGGCAGGAUCUACGUCUACAUACUAACUGAUAAGCUGGAACUGAGGAUGGAGAUGUACGUUUCAGUGCUGGUUCAGGGUAGAUUCGGCUCCUCCAUCUCCUCUCUCACAGACCUGAAUGGAGAUGGGCUGAAGGAUGUAGCUGUGGGCGCUCCACUUGAGGACGAUCACAGGGGGGCCGUGUACAUCUACCUGGGUGAAAAGCUAAAGGGGAUCCGCCCUGAAUUCAGCCAGCGCAUCUCAGCUGCGAUGAUGAGAUCUAAGCUCCAGUUCUUUGGCCAGACAAUUGAUGGGAAGAUGGACCUGGGUGAGGAUGGACUGACUGAUAUCGUAGUAGGAACGUGUGGCACAGUUGUCGUCUUGAGGUCCAGACCAGUCCUCAGCAUCUCUGCUCAUCUCCACUUCCAUCCCUCGGAGAUCAGCACUGAUAACUUUGACUGUCUGGCAAAAGAGACCAUUUCCCCUGUGGUGACUUUGACAGCCUGCUUUAACAUGGCAGAGGCAACAAAGAGUAAAGCUGGGGUGCUGAGUGCAGGGAUGAACGUCUCCUACACGCUGGAUGUGGAUCCAGUAAGACAGAGGAGCCGGGCCUUUUACAAUGACACGAACAAAGGGGCCAGAAGUCUUCUCUCUACUGUGGAGCUGAGAAAGGAGCAGACCUGCUUCAACCACUCAGUCUACAUGACACAAUGCGUAAUUGACACAUUAUCGCCCAUAAUCAUCCAACUUAAUUUUUCUCAAUCUCAAAGCCAACAAGAGGGUUGUACUGCCAUUCUCAAUGCUGAUAGUCCUACAAAGGCUGUGGUUGAGGUGCCCUUUGAAAAGAACUGCAAAGAAAAUGAAACCUGUUUGGCAGAGCUUGAGGUGGACUUCAACUUCAUCACAUCAACUUUAUUAGUGGUGGACCAGAGUUACUUUAAUGUGACUAUAAGACUGUCCAAUCACGGGGAUGACUCCUAUAACACCAGUCUAACCCUCCUCUACCCUCCUGGCCUCUCAUUCUCCACGAUGCAUCUUCUGAAGUCCACAAGGAGAACAGUGUUCAGCUGUGGUGGUCUGGAAGAUGAAAUGGACAGAACUACAUGCAGUGUCAGCAUACCUGUCUACCGUAGUAAAACUACAGCAGUGUUCACCAGUAAAUUCCAUAUUUUGAAUACAUACAACUGGAACGACACAAUGGAAAUGACUGUCAUCGGCCUGAGCGACAAUGGAAACUCAACCAACAGUUCCCUAACCCGGACCAUCCCUGUUCAAUUUGCAGUUGACCUGGUAGCAAAAGCCCUUCCCCAAGACUCCACCACUUACAUGAACUUUACUCUGGAGGACACAUCACCUAAAAGACUGGUGAAUGUAUAUGAGGUGCAGAACUUGGGAUUUAACUCUGUACCAGUCACAGUCACAUUCACUUUCCCAACUAAGCUUGAGCACAGAUUUGAAAUGAAGGACUACGAAAUAUCUGUCUUACAGAACCACACUCAAUGUGGAAAGGUUAUCAAUUCAACAACAGAGUACUGCUCUCCAGAAAAAUACUGCAAGUCCAUCGAGUGUGAAAGUUUCCUUUUGGAGAAGUUUUUGACAGUUACAUUUGUGCUGUCUGGAAAUGUUUCCUUCAAGGACCUCGAUCAACAUGCAAAGAGCUUGUCAUUGCCAAAGAAAUUCACUGGGGACAGAGAAACAGUCAACUUCAUCAGUUUAGUCAAACUCAGCUAUGACAAAAAACGAUAUGCCCAGACAGCGAGUGACCCAGGGGACAACUCUACAAGCUUCCACCAAACACAGAUUGAUGUCCAGGCUGAGAUCAUCAUUCAUCCACAAAGAGAGCUGAUACUAGGGACAGGAGUUGGAGUAGGACUCUUUCUCCUGCUCAUCGUCACAAUGGCCAUGUAUACGAUGGGAUGCUUCCAGAGAAAAAGCCCUGAUUAUGACGAGAAUGAGGGGGAAGAGUGAGCAAGAUGACGCUGCUAAGGCUAACAAUGUCUAUGCUAAUGCUUUGGAGAAGCAGCCAAAGAGAGCGGAGGAGUGGAGUCAAAACGUCUCCUUGUGGCUUCCACGCUAGCAAUGAGGGGGUAGGGGAGGGACCAAAAGAGAAACAGGAUGUGUCAGAGUCAGAUGCAGGCUAAAGGAGUAGUAGUCUAAGCAAAAAAAGAGCGAUUCAGACUUACCUUAUGUUGCUUCCUUAUGCACACUGAAUAUAUGUAAUUCAACCACCCAAAACCCUUCCACUUGUUGGCCAACAGCUUCACAUGGUGUUUUCGUUCAAUAAGGUUUUCAGUACACUUAUCUAAUAUUUAAAUGGAUUGAACUACUGAAUGGCAACUUUCAGGAUUAAUCAAACCAUUAUACUGAAAAGGGCAUACAUUCUCUAAGGGGCCUGACUCAAGUUUUAGGAAACAAGUGCCUUUUCUACGCAACUCUCAGUAGUUGGUAUACAGACUUUACUUAUACAGGUAUGCAAUAGGCUUUGGAGGCCUGGUUUCCUUGGGCACACUUAAUUUAAUUAAACAGCUGAAAACCUUCCCACUUGCUGGCCAACAGAUUUCCUUGUGGAGUUGUCAUUCAAUAGGGUUUUCAAAACAUUUAUCUUAAGCCAUCCCUUUAAAUACAGUAUAGCUUUAAUUAUACAUAUAAGCCAUCCCUUUAAAUACAGUAUAGCUUUAAUUAGAAUUUGUCGACAGACUAGAAUACAUUGAGAACGUGUUCAGCAUAUAUGGAUCAAUGAAAAAUAGCCAUCUAAAUAUGCAUAUUCAUCUCUAUUUCAGCACCAACUGGUAUAUUUAGGGACAUUUUGGGGUUAUAAAAAAACUGCUUUAGAGCCUUUAGGCACAAUAUAUAUUGAUGAAUAAAAACAGUGGUUUGAUUCAUCCUGAAAGUUACCAAAUUCAAUCCAUGAAAUUUUGGAAGGUGUAAAAAAAUGCAAAUAAAAAGUGUACAAUAAGUUUUGAAUAGUCCUACCCUAAUCAUAGAGUUGUAUGACAGUCCAGCCACAACAUGUUGGCUGGGUGAGGGUGGACGCCAACGUUUUGGUUCUUUUUCCCGUCAUAGUAAGUGUUUAACUGACUUGCCUAGUUAAAUAAAGGUACAAAUAAAAAAUAAAUAAAUUGUGCUGGAUUUAUUACUUGUGCUUUGAGAUGAUCAAAAUGAUCAAUACUUUAGUUAUGUGCCUUUUGUAAUGUCUUCAUGGUGGCAGCCCAGGUGCAAUGUGUGAGAUGGUGGAAAUCAGAUUUUAAAAAGGUAUUGACAGCCUAAAUUUGCUCUGGUGCAAUACAUUUCCUCAACAAGUCACAAUGUGUUGGACUCCACCUGUGUAAGAAAUGUAUAGAUCACCCACCUUAAAUUAACCUGUAAGGAUAAAUACCCCUCUUUCUGUAUGGUCCCACAGUAUGAUAGAGACUUUCAAAAGAAAGAGCAAGUCAGAGAUGUGAUUAUAGAGAAGCACAAAUCUGGGGAAGGGUACACAACCAUUUCAACGUCACUGAAAGUCCCUUGAGCUCAGUGCAGUCCGAGUGGAAAAAUAAACUACCACGACACAUCCUAGAUCAGGCCCCCACUUUAAGCUUAGCUGCCUGAUAGGAAAGGCACCGAGGGAAGCUACUGUGAGGCCAACUGGGACUCUGAAUGAGUUACAUUAGUCACAAAUAAAAGUUCCCAAUCAAAUGCAUCAGAAUCCAAGGCUGUGAGACUUAUAUAAUAAAGUGAUGGGGGCCAUAUACUGUAAUUAAAACAUUCUAAAGUGCAUACAAUAUAGCAACUCUGCUGGUUCAGCCUUAGAAGCCUAAUGACCACCAGAUGCAUACGCUUUGCUUUUCAACUAGCUAUUCGGAGUCUGUGUGUACUUCCAUUUGUACCGCUGCACGGUAAACCAACACAGGAGUUAAAUAUCGACCGCACGUGGUACACAGAACGCACCGCAGCCUAGUGCGGCUCCCCCAACAUAGCAUUGCGGACUGCUCCUUUAACAAUUAAUGACUUCCGCCUGAAUGCAAAGAGUUUGAUGCAUCUGGUGGACAUAAGGCAUAAAGUACUUUUUCGCAGCACUGUACCUUACUAUAAGAAAAGAGAAGCACUACAUGCAGAGCAGAACUGGUGCAGAAUUAGUUUAAAUAAUUACAUUUUCCACAUGAGAAUAAGAAUCAGCUGAGUGUAAUAACAUUCCAUUGUUCACUCAUCAAAUAAGAGGAAAUGUAGUCGGCAGCAGUGGAGGAAGAGGGCAACGGUUAGUUGUUACUAGUUAACUCAUUGUUCCAAUAUGUUACUUUCUGCUUUAAUAAAAAUGAAAUGUCAUUCGUUUUUUUAACAUUAAAUAACCAAAUGUACAUUUUAUUCUGUAAAAAAAACAUCAACAUGCCUCAUCUAAGAAAAUCCCUAAACAAUUCUCACCAAGACGGACUAGGCUGACAAUUCAUCAGUAACAUUAGCGGUUGCUAAGUAAUGAUAUCAAUGGGACACGUUUUAUCAAAUGGAGUUAAGGAGGGUUGUGUGCACACGCGUGUAAUUGUUUUCUUGCAUUUUACACAAUCAUUUUUGCAAUGAAUUGCUGUUCUGAUCUGUUAGCAGGAAAAUACACUAGAGCAAAAGCAUUCAUAUGAAGGCCAAGUGUUUGUGUAAGUCUUGGUGUGUAGUCCAUUCACCGACAGUGCAUACAAUAUGAGCCAUAGUCCAAAUGCAGUUACUGUCUGAAGGGAGAUUAUGUGGGGUCAAGUCUUAAAAAGGUCUUUCAGUGUUUUGUCACCCACGUUGUCACUUUUGCCCCUCAUUUGUCCAGAUAGUCGCUGUGGUUGUACAUCAGUGUUACGUCGAGUGAUCCGUACCAUCGCUUGGAUUGGAAGGUUGUGAACGCCGGGGGUAUCCACCUGGACCCGACUCCUACCUGAAUUCCCAGAGGGAAUGAGAUGCUCUCCUGCAGUCUCCUGAGAGUUGGAGUCCGGUGGGGAAGGCUGUGGCCUGAGUCCUGCAGGACUGGACAGUCCAACAGCAGGACCUGAUGUUCUCUCAGUAGAGGGGGAGGCCAGAGGGGCAGACGG
Messenger RNA from Oncorhynchus gorbuscha (pink salmon), 6564 nucleotides. Its product is annotated as integrin alpha-X-like. Lineage: Eukaryota; Metazoa; Chordata; Actinopteri; Salmoniformes; Salmonidae. Gene Ontology annotation, cellular component: integrin complex; external side of plasma membrane. Gene Ontology annotation, biological process: cell-cell adhesion; cell adhesion mediated by integrin; integrin-mediated signaling pathway. The record is from RefSeq and is a predicted model, not a curated record. Bases 146 to 3490 code for a protein of 1114 amino acids. Gene Ontology annotation, molecular function: integrin binding. The transcript has 31 exons.